AAUCCUCUGUUCUGGUGAAAGAAUUCUUUGGGAGUGUUUGGAAAAGGUAGAAAGAACACAAUAAAAUCUCUGAGGUCUCUACCUGAAAUGGGAAAGAGAACAAUCAGGGUGUGAGAAUUGUUUGAAGCACAAUCUCUGUGCUCUAUAGCAAGAGUGCAGGAAAAGAAAGCAGCAGAGAAGGAAGGAUAGAAAUGUUUGUCCAGACUGUGAAAUGAUCCCACUUGGUUUUGCCAUGUUCCUGUCUCAGCAGGAUGAGCUGGAAUUCAGCAUGGGACCAGAAAAUGAAACAGCAGUUACUGAGUUCAUCCUAGAGGGUUUCCCAGAGCUUGAUCCGAGACUGCAGCUAUUUUUCUCUCGGGUCCUUCUGCUCAUGUACCUGACAACAGUGAUGGGGAAUGCAACCAUCAUUUUCCUCGUGUGUGUGGAUCACCAGCUGCAAACCCCCAUCUACUUUUUCAUCAGCAACCUGGCCUUCCUGGAGAUCUGCUUUCCAUCCUCCACAAACAUCAAAUUGUUUGUCAUGCUGAGCUCUGCUCAGAACACUCUCUCACGAAGCAGCUGUUUUGCCCAAAACUAUUUCUAUUUUGCCCUGGGCUGCACAGAGUUCAUCCUGCUCGUUGUCCUGUCCUUUGACCGCUAUGUUGCCAUCUGCCAACCUUUGCUCCAUGCUGCCAUCAUGAAGCCUCAGCUCUGUGUCCACCUGGUUGUUGCUGCUUGGGUCCUCGGCUUUGCCCUGCUGAGCUACCGGCUGUUCUUCCUCUCGGAGCUGUCUUUCUGUGGCUCCAAGAUCCCCCAUUUCCUUUGUGACAACUCCCCCUUGUUCAGACUGUCCUGCUCUGACACCAGCCUGCUUUGGAAAAUAGACUCUGUCUUCUUAGCGUGUGUCGUGCUGGGUUCCUUAUGUUUGACUCUGGCAUUUUACACCUGCAUCCUUUUCUGUGUUCUGCAUCUUCCAGCAGCCUCUGUGAGGAAGAAAGCUUUGACUACGUGUUCUUCCCAUCUCAUCACCUUGUCCAUUGCCUAUGGGAGCUGCAUUGCUCUCUACACGUGUCCUGCAGAAGAUGUUUCCUUGAGGACCAACAGAAUUGUAGCUCUGCUCAACACAGUCCUGUACCCAUUCUUAAAUCCAUUCAUCUACAGCCUUCGGAACAAAUCUGUGAUCCUGGCCCUGAACAAAUCCAUUGCCAGGGCAAGAACAAAGCUUUUCCCCUAACCAUGGUGCAUUUCUGGAAAGCCA
Messenger RNA from Vidua macroura (Pin-tailed whydah), 1237 nucleotides. RefSeq names its product olfactory receptor 6M1-like. The record is from RefSeq and is a predicted model, not a curated record. Gene Ontology annotation, molecular function: G protein-coupled receptor activity; olfactory receptor activity. Gene Ontology annotation, cellular component: membrane. The transcript has a single exon. Gene Ontology annotation, biological process: G protein-coupled receptor signaling pathway. Lineage: Eukaryota; Metazoa; Chordata; Aves; Passeriformes; Viduidae. The coding region runs from base 212 to 1213 and encodes 333 amino acids.